GCAUGCGGGCAUGUCUCCCGGGACUCUAGAGCUGGCGAGCCCUCGGCACCGUCGGUAGGUUUGGCGUGCGGGGGUUUCCGCAGACCUGGGGCCGCGAGCUUGCACGUUAUAUCUCUCCUUGCUUGCUUACGUUGCCACCACUUAGGUCUCUAUUGCAGAAAUCGUCAUAGACUCUGAAGGGCCGCGGAAUUGAAAGACCUUGCUGACUGAUUUGCCCACUUUCCGCAGACUUGCGUGCACAAGUUGAACGGAGACGUGUAGGAGAUUUCAUUUUCCCCAGUUUUGCAGCUACUCUUAAGCCCUGUUGGCUUUUGAGGACGGGUUUUCCCCGCCUCAACCGGAAGCUUAGGGACGAAAACUUAAGCAGUUACUCUUCCCCUGGUGAGGCUUCUGGAGGAUCGUUACGAGCGACAUGAUUCCACUUGCAGCCUUAUAAAGAUUGGUUCCGCUCGCUUCCCCUUACAGCUGUGGUCUUUUCACUUUCGUGUGCUGUUUAAGUGCCAGAAUGAGUGACCGCUAUCUAGAACAAAGGAUUAGUAUCAAAUUUUGCGUGAAAUUGAACAAGUCCGCAAGUGAGACCCACCACCUUUUAAAAGAAGCUUAUGGAGAUGAAGUCAUGUCAAGGGCCCGAGUUUUCGACUGGCACAAAAGGUUUAAAGAAGGGCGGGAAGAUGUCCGAGAUGACGCCCGAAGUGGUCGUCCAGUCACCCACCGGACAGAUGAAAAUAUCCAGAAGGUCAAGGACUUGGUUUGUUCAAACAGGCGGUUGACCGUGAGGAUGAUGGCGGAAGAGUUAAAUUUAGAUAAAGAAACCGUUAGACUCAUUUUGAAAGAGAACUUAAAUAUGAGGAAAAUAUCUGCAAAAGUUGUAUCAGGUAUUUUGAAGGAUGAACCCAAACCUCAGAGAUUUGACUUUCAGUCUAACCUUUCAAAGGAAAUGAGGAAAAAUAAAAAUAGCUUGUGUGUAAGGAAAAAGAUAAGUUCUGAAACACGGACUCAUCUUGAGUGUGAAGCUGGUGGGAAGAUACCUCUGCCUGUAUCCCAUCCCCCAAACCACUACCCUGCCAACCAGCUUCUGCAGGCUUCAUCAUCAACAAGCCUUCCCACCAGGACUGCUCAGGACUGGUUCACCCCGUGAUAAAAGGAAUGUGAGGUAGCUGAGCCUGAGCUAGAAAGCUGCUUCACAGUUAGGCACCUUCAUUUGCUGCUCAUCCAUUUUCAGUCUUUAUCACUCUUUCCCACAUGUUACCACCCUCCUAGUUACCCUUGUUGGACUACUGGGCGGUCUUCUGGUUUUGAGGAACUUUGCCUGUUGACCUCUGGUACUUGCUUGUUUCUUGAUGUCUUUUGCUUGUUAAAGUUUGGAUCUCCUCACUGCCCAGGCCUUAGCUUGUUGUGGCUAUUGUGUUCCUGUGUUCUCAACAUUCUGCCUCAGGGGAUCAUACCACUGAAAGGUGGGAACAGGACCUCCUGGAGUUCUUCUGUGCCCAUGAAGGCAUAUUAUGGGAGGACCUCAAAAGAAGGCCUAUAGUUCCAGCCUGCUUCACAGGCAGGACCUGAGGAUUUAUGGAAUGGAACUUUUCCCAAGUGGCUUCCAAUAGACUGGAAACAUCUCAGAAAUACCUGACGAAGUGCAGUGGAGGUAUGGUUAGAGCAUUUCACAGGAUUAGCCGAUGUCUGUGUUUUACCCAAGGAUUUUUAUGGGUAACAGUCCCUAUUAUUUAACUAGCAAGUAACUAAACCAUAUUGGUUGAUAGAAGCCCAACACUUAUUUAUUCAAUACAGUUAUGUUUAGUUCUGUUCUUUCACUGUCUCUAUCUCUUCCAAAAAAUGACAAGUUCCCUACUAAUACCUGUCAGUUUUGAAGUGCCCUGAAACCUAGACCUUAUCCCACAAAUAAAAGGUCUUGUGCAAAAGAACUCUUAAACCAAACAACAGCUUAUAGAUUUCUACAUGCUUAGCCAUUUGUAGCAUUCCGUUUCAGGACCAUUACAUCUUCCACAUCAGGUGAGGCCCUGGUUCCCCACAAGCACUUGCCACCAGGGACCCUACACUUCUGGAACAAAGCCCCCAUAGCUGGCUAUUGCAACUUGGUGGCUGAACCUCACAUUAAUCCUUGGUAGGCUCAGUGGUAAUUGUUGGAAAAUGGUAUGCUCCUUGGCCAGGGCCAGGAUCCUACAACAGUAUCUCAAGGCCUUAACUCCAACCUGAGAGAACUUAUUUCUGGACUUAGUCCUGUUCUGUGAACAGGGCUGGAGUGAGCCUUCCAAAGAUGCCGGACCAAGACCAUGCUGGAGCAUAGGGUACCAGAAGCUUUGCUGGUCCAGACAGGGUUUGGACACAGCAACCAGAAGCAGGUAAUCAAGAAUGUGAGUUCAAAAUGUUACUAGUAUCUAGAAUGAAAAGGACUUAAUUGUUUACUUUAGAUCAUGUGCUGAGUACUAGUCAGGUCGAAACUUGGCUCUCCCUAAACCAAUUACCUGUUUGCAAGGCUUCCCAGGAAAUAUUCAUUGAAAUGAUAAUAGACCCGGGGUGCCUGGGUGGCCCAGUUGGUUAAGUCUCUGCUUUCCCCUCAGGUUGUGAUCUCAGGGUUCUGGGAUCAAGCCCCACAUCUGGCUCCGUGCUCAGUGGAGAGUCUGCUUGUCCCUCUCCUUCUGCCCUUCGCCCCAGCUCAGACUCACUCUCUAGCUUUCUCUCUCUCCAAAAAAAUAAAAAAUAAAAUCUUAAAAAAAAAAAAAAAAGAAAUUAUAAUAGACCCUAACAUGCCUCAGAUUUGGGGAAGUAAAAUUUCUGCCUGAAUACUCAUCCCACAGCAAACUAUCCAUACAUGGCUGCCCAGAGUCACUAAGCCCCAGGCCAGAGCAUGAGCUCCUAUGAUUAUCCCCAGACAGGAGAAUUCUUGUAUGACAGUACCCCUCAUGUGCCCACCCACCCACCCACCAAAUCUAUUUUUUUUUGAGAUUUUAUUUAUUUAUUUGGCAGACAUCACAAGUAGGCAGAGAGAGAAAGGGAAGCAGGCUCCCUGCUGAGCAGAGAGCCUGAUGAAGGGCUCCAUCCCAGGACUCUGGGAUCAUGACCUGAGCCGAAGGCAGAGGCUUAACACACUGAGCCACCCAGGCGCGCGCCCCCCCACACCAAAUCUGUUUUAUCACUGACACAAAAUUUACCCUGAACUACAUCUUGGACUUCCACCUGCCCCACAGGUUUCCUGAGUCUCAAGAAUCCACUUAUCAUCAUCCCCCAGGCUCUUGUCCUUGGCUUUUCUUAACACACCUCUGUUUAUUCUCUAUCAGUUUGCUCAUUCUCCUCUGUUAUACUGGUGCUUUGUUUUCUGGUUCAGGAUCACACCUCCCUCCCUUUUGGUCAGGAUUUUCCAUUCAACUUACAACUCUCUAAUUUUUUAUCCUUUUUCCAGCUCCCCACUUCAGCCCUAUAGUCUUGAGUAGGGAAAUUGUCUGUCCCUAAGUUUCUUUCCUAUCCUCAAGAAGCAGGGUGGGACAACAUGAAGGGAUGUGUUCUUGUUUUUGUUUUAUCUAAGAGACAGACAGGGAAGAGGAAGCAGCUCCCUCCCACCCUUAGCCACCAGUGGUUCCACUCCCCAGAGGCAACCAGUGUUACAAGUUUCUUAAGGAGGCAGUUUGGUUAUCUCAGGUAUUCAGGAGUCAUGAAUGUUUUUCAGAAAUACAACAUCCAAAUCCCAUUCUCUCAGGGUAAGCUCCCCUAAAUGUAGAAGAUGAAGCCUGGCUCUCUGUAGGACAUCAGGAGGAGAGCUGGCUAUCUGCAAACCUUGACUGUAAUUCUCAAGCUCAGCAUACAGUCAGUUAAUGAAAUCUCUUUGGCUUUCAGACUGAUCUCUCUCCUCAUCCCAUUCUGGUUCAAAAUCCGUAUGGAAUGUUAUAUUCCACAGCUGGAAGUCCAGGAGAGUAGACACCUUCCAGGGCAGAUCAUCCCAUCAGUGAUUUUAUCUAAUUCUUCCUCCACCCUUCACCCCUCCCUACCUUACUUCCACUUGCCCCACUGUUAAUGAGCAAAAACAGAGAAUAUUCACCAAUGUUUGAUUUCAAAAAAAAAUGGGAAGCUCUGCAGUCUCCUGAAUUCUGCCCCUGGCUCUGAAUCCUCACUGAAAUGUUAUUGUUUGGGAAGAAUGUGUACCUGGGACCUGCUUUUCAGAGCCUUCCUUUCAGAUCCAUUUCUUAGAGUUCAGAUUUGCCCAUGGAGAUGCCUGGAUCAAUUUGGGUACCAACUGACUUGAGGACAUCUAGUAAAGGAGGAGGCUACUGUUGGGGAACUGUCUGUCUCUGCAUCUCAUACACUGCUACCCAGCCUGCUAUUUGCAGAACACCUUGUCAGCAAGGCUCACUAGGCUUCUUGGGAUUGGGUCUCACCAGGGUCCUGUGUAGCUCAAUUAGCAAGAUGUUCCUUGCUAUUGGAACUGUAUAUGCAACCCUGAAUUCUCCAACUGCUUCUUGGUUGGAUCAGACCUCUCAGAUUUUACCGGCCUCUACACAGUAUCCCAAGCAAUCUGCAUGUCUUUAUCUUCUCUCGUCUCUGCCUUAUCAGAUCCUUGCAAAUACUGUCCCAGUUUCAUCACCCUUCUCCCAGUAUUAAUAUCUAGAAAUAAAAAAUUUGUAGUGGGAAACUUCAGUACCUCUAAGGACCCUUGGGUCUAGUGAAAGGGUCAAAAAAUUUUCUCCAUAAGGGAAAUGCCUUAGGAUUUGUGGGCCAUACAUUCUGUUUAAUAACUGCUUAGCAUUUUAUUGUUGUAAAAGUAGACCUAGCUAAUACAGAAACAGAUAAACAUGGCUGUGUCCUAAUAAACCUUUACUUAUGGAUACUGAAAUUUGAGUUUCAUAUAAUUUUCACAUGUUACAAAAUACUAUUUUGAUUUUGUUCGACUGUUUUUAAAAAUGUAAAAAGCCAUUCUUAGACUUCUUAGCUUACAUACCAGAGAAAAACAGAUGGUGGGCCAGAUUUGGUCCAUGGACCAUAGUUUGCCUACCUGGUCCAAUGUAUAUAAAGUGUAUAUACAAAAUGACAGAAGAUUGAUCCUUUUCCAUCAAUAACGUUGUUAAUGCCAUAUUGAUCCAGCAGUGUCUGACAGUUUAUGAUAUAAAAAUUAUGGAAUAUUGAAGGGAAUCUUUACAGUGCCAGGAGAGUGAACUAGAACUGAAUGAACUAGUUUAUCUCAACCAUAUUGACUAAAAAUGGUAUUACGCAAAUUACUACUUAUAUUAUGCCCUUAUAAUAUCUCAAACAGUUUGGGCAAUACUGCAGAUAGUUCAGAGUUGCAACCGGUGUGGUAACCGAAUGAACUGAAGGUGGGUCCAAAAUCACCACGGUCAUAGGCAGCGCUUGAACGAGUUUACAUUCUCACCUGUGGAAGUGACUACUGUGGAGGUGACAACACUCACUGAAUCAUACACUUCUCUGCGUGCUGGUGCCCAGGGUGUACCUUUCAGACAUGUUUACUUGUUUUUCCCCUAAAGAGAGCCUUAUGGCGUCACCUUCAGUUAAACCGAUUUUCUAAAACUGAAGUGGAAUCUCAGGAUCGGACAGGGUAUUUAUAAUCCAACCAGUCAAGUUUCCCUUGAAUCCAGGAGUGACUAACUCCUACAGCUGCUGGGGGAACAAAUGCAUCUGAAAGAAGAGUCUGUGUUAAUUCAACACAUUUCUGUUGUGUGACUGUAUGUGCCAGGCACUGUCCUGUGUGCUGGGUGUAGCAAUGGACGAAACAGACCCAGGCCUUAGAUCCAACAAUCUGACAUCUAAUUCCUUUACUCUCCACUUCGGUACAGCUCCUCUUCCAUGCCCCAUGUGCUCACACGAACUCAUUGUUAAUUGCAUACCCAGCAAUAGGUGUGACCUUUGCCAUAGGCCUCUGUGCUGUGGUCAUGAAAGCUCUCUAGCUGCAUGAAUAGCUUGAGGACUGUGUGUUCUACUUAAAUUUUAUUAUCCUCUAGACAGAUCUGGAUUGGUAGAGAAACACGCUGGCAAUGUUAGAAGUGUAAAUUGGCAACAGCUUUCUAAAAAGCAAUUUGGCAGUAUCUAUCAGGAGCUUUAAAAAUGUUUAUAUCUUCUGAUCCUCUAAUUCCGCUUCUGGGACUCUGUCCUAAAGAAAUAGUCUAAAAUGUGGGCAGAAUUUAUACUUAACAAUCCAGAAGUCCAACAGUAGAAAAUUGGUUAAAUAAAUUACCGUAUGACUGAACAAUAGACUAUUAUGCGGUCAUUAUAAUUAAUGUUUAUGAACAGUUAAGACAGCAUGGCAAAAUGCUUGUAAUGUUAAGUGAAAAGACUGGUACACAAAAUAGUAUAUAUAAAUCGAAAAUGUGUGUUGUUUUUUUUUAAUGACUGGAAUGGGCAUGCUAACUCUGGGUGGCUCGGUUAUAAGUGUUUUCUUAAUUUCUCUGUUUCUUCUCUUUCUAAAAAUUUCUACAAAAUAUUACUUACCACCUCUACCAUCAGAAUAAAACAGUAGCACCAAAAGGUGGCAAUGGAGACAAGCCAAACCACUAAUUUGGUCCUCGAACAGUUAACAGCCUGGGUGGACAUGGAGGUUGUAUGAUACUGUAUCAGUAGUAAGAAGGGAAAAGGGCCUGCCCCAGAGGAGAAGGCGAGGGACCAGAAUCCCUACCCAAAAAAAAAGCUGAAGUGAUAUGGGAAGUUGCCAUGAGUGGCACGCUCCUGUUAUAAAAUCCUAGAUAAAUAAAAGAGCAUGUAUGGAUCAAGAAUGUUCUGACAAUGGGAAAGGAUAUGGAAAUACUCUCCCAAGCAAAAGUAACCUCAUUCUCUUGCAUUCUUUCAUACAAAGUGAGUAUUCUCAAGAUGGAUUUUAUUACAGCUGAUUCUCUGAAGAAUCCUCGAGCCUUCCACAUAAUUUUGUUAGACUAGGAGUGGCUUUUGAUGGGCCAGGCCUACCUCCUCCCAUACCGGGACGCUCACACAGCAUGGAUGUACAUGGGAAUAUUUGGCAUCCCACCCUGAGAAUUCCGAAGCAUAUCAUUAGUCAUCUUACCAUUGUAACUUACAAAACUAAAGUUUGCAAAUGUGAUUUCAAUGGAAUCCGGGAUUGCUGUGCUUUUUGUUUGUGUCUGAAGAGUAAACAUGUCCUGGGAUUUUAAAGUGAGAAGUGAUGUAGAUAAGGCCUAUCCAUAGGUGAAAAGUUCAUCAUCUUGGGAAAAUCUGUCCUUCAUUGUUGCUUUAGCAAAAUGUUUAUCAUUAAAAUGCCAAAUAUACCUCUUUGGUAAAAUUUCAGACCUUCAAAUGAGUAUAUGGACAUAUUUUGGGGGGAUGCAUAGAUUUGUCAAGCUGAGAUAGUUCUUCAAGAUCAAAGUUUAAGUCUCGUGGUCCGUAGAGAGAACAGAAGAGCAAGAACAGGUACUGGCUCCUUAACGACCCAUGUGCCUUUCAUUUUGCACCCUCGGAGCACUCCAAUAUACUCAUCUGUAAAAGGAGAAUAAUAACACUCCUCUCGUAGAUUUGUUCGUUUUGUUGGUUCGACACGUAUUUAUCGACUGCUUCUGUGUAUCUGACAUUGUUCUAAACACGGAAGAUACAGCAAUAAACGAGACAAGAAAACGUUCCUCCUCCUGAGCAUACUUGUAAGUGGGGGAGACAGGCAAGAGCAAGAAUAUAGCAGGUUAGAUAGUGAUUAUUAGAUAUGAGGCUUACUUUAAUGCAGGUGUCCCCCAGCACAAGACCUGGCACACGGUAAAGGACUCAGUAGAUAGCGAUUUCCUUUGGUUCUUUAGUCUUCCUAAUGGCUCUUGAAUUACUCCACAAAAUGGCAAUAAUAGGCAAAGCCUGACCCAUUGCCUUCUAGCUCUUGCCAGUUAAUAAAGCUUAAACCUAUUCUUGCUUACGACAAAUAAUUCUUACAGUUAUGUUUUGUACCUUCCUGUAUAGCAGAUUAGUCAAGGUGGUGCCUAAACACUGUUGAUAGAUGGCCUUUUCUGAAGCCAGUUGGCAGGGGUCUUGGCCUGGGACUAGAUGGCAGGUGUUAGGUCCACGAAGACAAAUGGCGUGGUGUCAUUGCUGUUUAAACAGAACAGAUGCAGAGGCUGUCAUGGCUGUUUCUGUUAAAGAUGUGUUCCCCAUGUCCUGUUCCCAAUGCUGGUGAACUGGGCAAAGUUUGCAUUAUUUGUGGGAGGCCAGGACAUUGUCGGAAAGCCAGGAAAAGGAGUUUAAUGCUUGUGGUAUGUUUAUAUUCCUGCCCCAUUGUGGAAAUUUUGGAAGGUCCAGGAAUGUUGGAUAAUAGCAGCCAAAAGUUCACCCCUAGAGUUCAGGUAUUUCACCAGACCCAUUUCUCUGCCUCAUCUUCCUCCAGGAGCAUAGUGAGCAUUCAUUUGGUGAAUUCCUUCAGGUCUGGGCCUGCCUGAGGCAAAGAGGGUUGGGCCCUUGCCCUUAGGCUGUGCCCAGCCUUGUGGCAUGGGGAAAGGGCUCUAGGUGGAAGGACCACUGAAAAUGGGCUCCCACCUUAGAUUGUCCAUCUUUCCCAGAGGACAGCUGUAAGGAACAAGCUUUUAUAAAGAAUCCAGGACAGAAAGUUAGAAAGAUCACACAUAGGGUGAUUGUGGGAAGGAGAAAGUUGAGUUUAAAGAGGAAAAACACAAAACAAUGGUUAACUGGCCUGCUGGCUAUACCAUCCCCAGGAUUUGGUGUGAAGUUGUACCUCAGAAGAAACUGGAUGUUGGGCUGUGGGCCAGUCCCCCUGAACCUUGCUUUAAGAAUCCAAUAAGUGAAAAUUCAGAAUUACAGCUCUGCUUAGAUGAGGAAAUUGGCAUAGCGAGGUUGUGUGACUUUUUUUGAAUCACACAUCUAGCUGGUGGCUGAGCCAGAAUAAUAAUGAAGGACCUUGAAUUUCACUCAGCCCAGUGAAUUUUUUUUCCAUUACUCCACUGGUAAUAAUUGCCUUUACCAACAUAUACAUUGUUAAGAUAUCUUUGAAAUAGCAGUCGACAUCCCAUUUGAUAAAUAUGACUUACCAACAGUUGAUUUACGGGCAAUUUUUUGGGAAUGUAUUUUUUUUUAAAGAUUUUAUUUAUUUGACAGAGAGAGAGAGAUCACAAGCAGGCAGAGAGACGGGCGGUGG
Messenger RNA from Lutra lutra (Eurasian river otter), 9088 nucleotides. It is a transcript of the gene GVQW3, whose product is annotated as GVQW motif containing 3. The record is from RefSeq and is a predicted model, not a curated record. The transcript has 2 exons. Bases 506 to 1138 code for a protein of 210 amino acids. Lineage: Eukaryota; Metazoa; Chordata; Mammalia; Carnivora; Mustelidae.